Messenger RNA from Mycetomoellerius zeteki, 1142 nucleotides. Its product is annotated as farnesyl pyrophosphate synthase-like. The record is from RefSeq and is a predicted model, not a curated record. Gene Ontology annotation, molecular function: dimethylallyltranstransferase activity; (2E,6E)-farnesyl diphosphate synthase activity. Gene Ontology annotation, cellular component: cytoplasm. Lineage: Eukaryota; Metazoa; Arthropoda; Insecta; Hymenoptera; Formicidae. The transcript is spliced from 7 exons. Gene Ontology annotation, biological process: trans, trans-farnesyl diphosphate biosynthetic process. The coding region runs from base 51 to 1118 and encodes 355 amino acids.
GUCUUGUUUUCCAUCUUAUUCUCUAAAGAACGUACAAUUGUAAAAAACAAAUGGCUGAUUCUCGAACGAUACGAAUAACAAGCAAGGACGAAAGUCAGCAAUUAAUGGCAGUGUGGCCGGACGUUAUUCGUGAUAUCACAGAAGCGAUUGAAAGCGAUUUUAACAUGCCAGAUGUUGCAAAAUGGAUGGAAAAAGUACUACAGUACAAUGUUGCAGGAGGGAAGAAACAACGCGGUUUAGGGCUAGUUUAUGCUUACAAGUUACUAAUACCAAGUGAUCAACUGACAGAAGAAAAUAUUCGUCUAGCCCGGAUUUUAGCAUGGUGUGUGGAAUUGAUGCAAGCUUAUAUGCUCAUGAUGGAUGAUAUUGAAGAUCAAUCGUUAUUUCGCCGAGGCCAACCAUGUUGGUACCGAUACAAUGAUCUCGGUUUAGCAGCAGUCAACGACACUUAUAUGUUAGAGGGCUCCAUAUUUUAUUUAAUUCGAAAAUAUUUUAAAGGAAAAGAUUGUUAUGCUGAUCUACUAGAAACAUUCCAGGAUAUCACAAUGAAGACGGCAAUUGGCCAAAGUUUAGAUUUGCUCUCUACUCAUUUUGAUAAAAAGCCAAAUCUGGAUUUGUUUACGAUGAAUCGAUAUAAUUCCAUUAUCAAAUCCAAAACAGCGUAUUAUUCAUUUGUUUUCCCAGUAAUUGCAGCAAUGCAUUUAGCUGGAAUAAAAGAUCAAGAGAUGUUCAGGGAAGCAACAAACAUCUUAAUAGAAACAGGAUGUUUGUUUCAAGUUCAAGACGAUUAUUUGGAUUGUUAUGGAGACUUUGAAGUCUGUGGCAAAGAUGAUACUGAUAUCCAGCAAGGGAAAUGUACGUGGUUUGUUGUUGAAGCGCUUCAACGCGUUACUCCACAGCAGCGUAAAAUAUUAGAAGAUUGUUACGGUGAUUUGGAUCGAGACAAGGUACGACGCGUGAAACAACUAUUCAAUGAAUUAAAUCUGCUGGACGCUUAUUUCGCGUACAAAGAAGAAAGAUACAAUCUAAUAAAUGUACAUAUAAAGCAGAUGUCGUCCGGACUUCCUCAUAGUCUCUUCUUAUAUUCAUUAAGAAACAUUCAUCACAGAAUGUCAUGAAAUAAUCGUGUAUAUUGAAGAAAU